AUACAUUCUUCCAAGAAAGAAAAACCCCUCUCUAGCAAUACACACCAAACUGAGCAUGUGCAGAGUGACUCCACACGAUAUGUCUUAUCAGGAGAUAAGAAGCGGACACUGGAAGCAGGGGAGGAUCAGAGAAGACAGGAUCAAACAGCCUUUUUACACGAUGCAGAGGAUUAACUCCUUCCACAGUGAGUAUAACAAGCAUGCUUUACUGCCAGGGGCGGACUGACAACUCAUGGGGCCCCGGGCAAUAGGGGAUCAUGGGGCCCCUGUGUCCUUGACAAACUCAAAAAAGCCUAU
Staurois parvus is the source of this 297-nucleotide messenger RNA. The record is from the annotation of a GenBank genome assembly. NCBI's taxonomy places the organism in Eukaryota, Metazoa, Chordata, Amphibia, Anura, Ranidae.